UAGUCUACCUGAUUUGUUUCCCAUUCCCGGAAAAUAAUUAUAAUCCUGGGAAACAAAUAGAAAAGGAUGGGUUUUUCUUGGUUUCUGAAACUGGUAUUGGUUCUUGGUAUUUUGAGUUGUUGUGUUAAUGGUCUCGGUGUGAACUGGGGAACUCAGGCUACCCACCCACUGUCGCCAAAGACAGUGGUACAGCUGUUGAAAGACAAUGGAAUUACAAAAGUGAAGCUUUUUGAUGCAGAUAAAAACACCAUGAGUGCUCUUGCUGGUUCUAAUAUUGAAGUUAUGGUGGCCAUUCCUAAUAAUCAACUUCUGGUUAUGACUAAUUAUGAUAAAGCCAAAGAGUGGGUGAGGAGGAAUGUCACAGCGUACAAUUUCAAAGGUGGUGUUAAUGUCAAAUACGUUGCGGUUGGGAAUGAGCCUUUCCUCACAUCCUACAAUAAUUCAUUCCUAAAUUCCACUUUCCCAGCGCUUCAGAACAUUCAAAAUGCCCUCAAUGAAGCUGGAGUUGGAGAUUCCGUAAAAGCUACUGUGCCCUUAAAUGCCGAUGUCUAUGAAUCACCAGAAAACAAUCCUUACCCAUCUUUUGGAAGAUUCCGUACUGAUAUCAAUACAGAAAUGACCCAGAUUGUUGAGUUUCUAAAUAAGAACAAAGCUCCUUUCACUGUAAACAUCUAUCCUUUCCUAAGUCUCUACGGUAAUGACGAUUUCCCUGUAAAUUAUGCUUUCUUUGACGGGGGUACUCCAAUUGUUGAUAGUGGAACUGGAAUCCAGUACACCAAUGUCUUUGACGCCAACUUUGAUACUUUGGUUUCGGCUUUAAAAGCUGCUGGAUAUGGAGACAUGACCAUUUUGGUAGGAGAGGUUGGUUGGCCAACAGAUGGGGACAAGAAUGCGAACAAUGGUUUAGCUGUUAGAUUCUAUAAUGGGCUUUUACCUAGACUUGCAGCCAAUAAAGGCACCCCUCUUCGGCCUGGAUACAUUGAAGUUUACUUGUUUGCUUUACUUGAUGAGGAUGGGAAGAGCAUUGCUCCUGGUAAUUUCGAGCGUCAUUGGGGAAUCUUUAGGUACGAUGGACAGCCUAAAUUCCCCAUGGAUUUGUCCGGUCAGAAUCAAAACAAACUCCUUGUUGGUGCAACGGGCGUGAAAUAUCUUGCUAACAAAUGGUGUAUGUUUAAUCCGAAUGCCAAGGAUGUGAGCAAACUUGCAGCUACCAUAGAUUUUGCGUGCAGUAAUUCUGACUGCACGACCCUUGGAUAUGGUUCUUCUUGUAACAAUUUGGAUGCGAAUGGGAAUGCUUCGUAUGCAUUUAACAUGUACUUCCAAAUUAAAGAUCAGGAUGAGUUGGCCUGUGGUUUUCAAGGUUUGGGCACAACUACUACACAGAAUCUUUCAACAGAGCAAUGCAGUUUUCCCAUUCAGUUAGCUUCAUCUUCUUCUUUUUUCAGCCCCUCACUUGUGGGUUUGGCAUUGAUGAUGAUGGUGUCAACAUUUAUGUUGCAAUAG
Molecule: messenger RNA, 1503 nt
Organism: Pistacia vera
Lineage: Eukaryota; Viridiplantae; Streptophyta; Magnoliopsida; Sapindales; Anacardiaceae
Product: glucan endo-1,3-beta-glucosidase 8-like
Exons: 2
Coding region: 67-1503 (478 amino acids)
Biological process (GO): carbohydrate metabolic process
Cellular component (GO): plasma membrane
Molecular function (GO): hydrolase activity, hydrolyzing O-glycosyl compounds
Source: RefSeq, a predicted model, not a curated record